Molecule: messenger RNA, 7905 nt
Organism: Petromyzon marinus (sea lamprey)
Lineage: Eukaryota; Metazoa; Chordata; Hyperoartia; Petromyzontiformes; Petromyzontidae
Biological process (GO): regulation of mRNA splicing, via spliceosome; regulation of cell cycle
Molecular function (GO): RNA binding
Source: RefSeq, a predicted model, not a curated record
CCCCUCCCCCUCGGCCAUCGCCUCUGUCUGCGCAUUGCGUAAUUGAGCUCAGUCUCAUGCCUCAGGCCGGACGCGCAACAACAAUGCAGGACAAUUGUUAAAACGCGACGACUUGUGCAGAACGACGCGCGCGCGAGUGCGAGCGCAAGCACGCACGCACGCCCGCCGUUGUUACAGAGACCGCGGUUGUUAAAGUUUUAAGAAUUCCAAGUCGCCGCUCUUCUGAACCCGCGCGGCUUUGCGGAGGCGAAGAUGGCGGACGCCGCCAUUCAGCCGCCCCUCGGCGCCAGCGCGCGCAGCUCCAGGGAAGGCGAGGAUGUUAACGGUGACACGGAGGUUGCAGGGGAGAGUGGCGGUGGUGGUGGUAGCGGCGGCAAAGUUGCAGCUGCCACAACUGCUGUGCCGGCAACAGAGGUGUCGGUGGCCGCAGGAAAAGGCUCCGCGGAGAAGCGCAAAGCGGACAGCGGCGCCGACUCCUCCUCCUCCUCGGCGGAGGAGGAGACCGAGGAGGAGCCGCGCAGCCGCAAGAAGAAGAAGAGCCGCAAGAAGAAGCACAGGCGCAAGGGCAGCAGCCGCUCCAAGAAGUCAAAGAGCAAGGCCGACUCUGACAAGGAGGACCGCGGCGGCGGACGCAGCCGGCGCAGAAAGGCGAGCGGGGAGGCCACGGAGAUACCGGAGCCUACGACGAAAGAUUCACUGGGCGGCGGUGGUGACGGUGGGUGCUUGCAGGCGGUGGCGGCCGACGUGAAAGGCGGCGGCGGCGGCGGCGGGACCCGGGACGGCGCGGAAGGAGGAGCAAAGGAGGCCCGGGUGCGGUCGAGCGCCGUCGCCGACAGCGGAGGCGAGGAGGUGAGGGCUGGACAGGAGGUGACGGAGAGCGCCGGCCGCGCGUCGUCGGAGGUCGAGGCGGCGGAAGGCAAGGUGGCGGGGAGCAAGGAGGAGAUGGGAGGAGCGUCUCUGGGCGGUGCAGGCGCUGCGGCUUCAUCGGACCCGAGCGGCAAAGGAGUCCCGGAGAAGGAGCGAGAGGUGGAUCCGCCGGAGGCGCAACGCGUGGAGAACGGAGGCGGCGGUGGCGCCGCCGAGUCUACGGGAAAGCCGGGCGAGGCAAGUAGAGGGAGCCCAAGACGAGUCGUGAAGGAAAAAAGUAAGAGCGGCUCGGAGAACGAUGAGUCGGACGCCGACACCAAGAAGGAAAAGAACGUCAAGAACGCAGGUUCAUCUUCAGAGCUGGACUCGGACUUUGAAAUAACGGACGACAGUGAAAAUCCAGCUGUAUCAAUGCUUUCGGUGAUUGCGCGGCAUAUCAAUUCCACAGGGCAGCCAGGUGGGCGGGCAUCGACGGCCAAGGAGGGCGUCGCGAGGGGGCGUCUGCAGGCUGGCUCGCGAUCCGGCUCCGAUGAGCGCAAGUCGAGGGAGCGGAGCGUGUCCCCCGAGGCCCCCGCGAGGAGGCGGCCGACCCCGUCGCGCUCCCGCUCGCGACAAAAGUCUCCUUCUCCGUUGCGGGAGCGCCGGCGCAGAGGCUCCAGCCCCGCGGCCCCGCGCCGCCGCUCGCGCUCCCACUCGAGGGAGCGGCAGGCCAAGGGCCCGGGGGCGGGGCGGGACCGGCAGAGGAGGGACUCGCGGUCGGCGUCGCGGAACCGCAAGCCGCGCAGCCGCUCGCGGUCGGCCCAGCGGGCCCGCGACGUCCGCGCCAAAUCUCGCUCGGCGUCUCGCGACCGGCUCCGCAGGGGAAGGGGCCGCUCGGCGUCGCGCGAGCGGAACCGGCGCGAGCGGAACCGUUCGCGCUCCCCGUCGCCCCCGAGGAAUCGGGGCCUGCGGGCGAGGUCGCGCUCGCCGUCCACCGGGAGGCGGGCGAGGGCGAGGGCGGUGACGCCGCUGCUGCCGCCUUCUUCUCGCGACCGUGGCAGGAGGCAGACGUCGCGCGAUCGAGGCCGGAGAGGGAAGUCCAGGUCGGUGUCGCGGGAUCGAAUGCGGAGGCAAAAGUCGAGGACUUUGUCGAGAGAUCGCAACAGGAGAGUGAAGUCGAGGUCGGUGUCGCGCGAUCGCAACAGGAGAGUGAAAUCGAGAUCGGUGUCGCGCGAUCGCAACAGGAGAGUGAAAUCGAGAUCGGUGUCGCGCGAUCGCAUUCGAAGGCAGAAGUCAAGAUCAUUAUCUCGGGAUCGCAGCAAGAGAGUGAAAUCGAGAUCUGUGUCGCGCGAUCGCAACAGGAGAGCGAAAUCCAAGACGCCGCCUCGCGAUUGCAAUCGCAAGCACAGGUCGAGGUCGGUAUCUCGGGAUCGCAACAGGAGAGUUAAAUCCAGGUCGCCAUCUCGCGAUCGCAAUCGUAAACACAGGUCGAGAUCGGCGUCGCGCGAUCGCACAAAGAGAGCGGUGAAAUCGAGAUCGGCAUCGCGCGAUCGCAGUCGUAAACACAAGUCGAGAUCCUUGUCUCGGGAUCGCACCAAGCGAGUGCCCAAGUCAAGAUCGGCGUCGCGCGAUCGCAAGCAGAAGGCGAGGAGCGGGUCUGCGUCGCCGGGCCGCGGCAAGAGGUCCCGCUCCGCCUCGCCGGACGGUGGCAAGAAGGCAUCCACGGAGGAGAGCGACGUCGCUGCAAGGGGCGCUGAGACGGAGGCUCGUUCUCGGUCUCGUUCGCCCGCCAAGGAGUGCCCCAAAGUGGAAGGAUUGAAGAUUGAACGCACCGGUGAGGGAGCAGUUGAAGUGGGGGGGAAGGUGGCAAAGGCGGAAGCGGAGGAAGCUGGUGUAGAACGGCCGAGCGGAGGGGAAGCUGUGGCGACUUAUGUGGCGAUAAAGGUGGAACCCGGUGACAGCUCGGCAAAUGAUGGCGGAGGAAAUGAGGGAAAAGCGGAGGAUGUGAAGCUUCAGAUUUCCGUCGGAAACGACGAUGUGAAGAAGCCACUUGCUGGAGAAAAAGAUGACAUCUUGGACCCACACAAGGCGGCGUCAAGUGAUGCCACUGUAAAAGAAGAAGAUUCCUUUUCUAAAGAUGAAGCACCUAAAGAUACUUCGCCGAUUAAAACCACAGAAGCCGUAUCUGCCUGCAAAGAACCGAAAGACUCUUCCGAUACCGAGGAGUCAAAGUUGGCUGACCUCGCCACGGCGUCGACGGACGAUCGUCUUCCGGGAGAGGCAGCCGAUACGAGCAAGGAGGCCGAGAAACGCAAGAGGGACUCCGGCUCCGGCAGCCGCUCGCCCAAGCGGCGUCAGGAGUCGCCGAGCCCGCGCAGCGCGGCCGAGCAGAGGAAGCGUUCGCGCUCGGACUCGAGGCACAGGACGCUGGCGGACCCCGCCCGUGCCGGCGAUCGGAGCGACGCCACGAAGGGCCGCUCUCGUUCCCGCGACCGCAAGAGGAGGGAGUCGGCGGAAAAGAAGCGCAGGAGCCGCUCGCGCUCGCGGGAUCGCAAGGAUGCUGCGGCAGCCACUCGGUCGCGGGAAGCGAGGCGGAGGUCGCGCUCCCGGGAGGCCAAGAGGAGGUCGGCGUCUCGAACGCGAGACGCCAAGAGGAGGUCGGCGUCCCGAUCCCGGGAGACCAAGCGCAAAUCCCGCUCCCGAUCCCGGGAAGCCAAGAGGGUAUCGGCGUCCCGUUCUCGUGACGUGAAGAAAAAAUCCCGAUCCAGAUCCCGGGAAACCAAGAGGAAAUCUCGAUCCCGAUCGAGGGAGGUGAAGAAUCGGUCGGCAUCGCGGUCGCGAGACGCCAAGAGGAGGUCGGUGUCCCGGUCGCGGGACGCCAAGAGGAGGUCGGUGUCCCGGUCGCGGGACGCCAAGAGGAGGUCGGUGUCCCGGUCGCGGGACGCCAAGAGGAGGUCGGCGUCGCGGUCGCGCGACGCCAAGCGCAAGUCGCGAUCGCGCUCCCGGGGACUCCGCCGGAGGUCGCGCUCGCGCUCGAGGGGGGCAAUCGCGCGCCGGCGCCUGGGCCGCUCCCGCUCCCCCCGCGAAGGGACGCGACGCGCCGCGCGCUCGCGCUCCCGAGGGGCCAAGCGAGCGUCGCACGACGACACCGCCGGGGGCAAGAGGCGGCGCUCGCGCGACAAGUCCGACAAAGAGGCGGGCGACGGCAAAGCGACGGAGGCGGCCGCCGCCGCCACCGACGCCGGCGGUACCGCCGGCGCCGCUGGCGGCGACGCCGAGAAGAAGGCGGCGGGAGAGGAGAAGGCGCAGGAGGGGCGCCGCAAGUCGCGGUCGAGGUCGCGAGGCCCGGCGCGGCGCGGGUUUCGGGUGAGCCCCUUCAGGAUGCGUCGGCGGAGGUCGCCGAUGAGGAGGAGGGAGCCCAGCCUGUCGCCGCUGCGCCUCUCCGAGGAGGACAAGGCUCAGCUGUUGGAGAUUGCUCGGGCCAAUUCGACGGUGGUGAACCCUAAGGUGAGCGUGGGCAUCAUGAACUCCAUCGGACCGGCUGCGGCGCUCUUGCCGCUCAUCAUGAACCAGCCGCCGCCGCCUCCGCCGCCACCUCAGCAGCCGUACCAGCCGUCGCCCAAUUCCCCUCCCACGCCGAUCCCCCUGGCGGCGCUCGCCAUCCAGCUCGCCAACCAGCAGGCGCUGCCCACCGGCCAGAUGGGUGGCGGCGGAGGAACAGGAAUGGGGAACCCCUUCCCGUUCGCGGCCAUGUUCGGUGGCGGCGGCAUGGGCGGGAUGGGCGGCAUGGGCGGCAUGGGUGGCAUGGGCGGCAUGAGUAGCAUGGCCAACAUUGCCAACAUGGCCAACAUUGCCGGCAUGGCCGGCAUGUGCGGUAUGAGCAGUAUGGGUGGUGGUGGUGGCGGCGGCGGCGGCGGUGGUGGUGGCGGCAACAACAACCAGCCGGACUUUGAGAAGCUACGAGCAGUGGUGGCCGGAGUGAACAAGGACCACAUGAUGAACACGAUACAAGAGUUGACGCAGCGUUGCCAGAUGAUCGCGGACAGUCUGGACGAUGACAAGCCAGUAAACGUGCCCGUGACGUCGGACGAUGAGGGCGACGAGGAGACGAUCCCGCAGAGUACGGAGGGCAUCCAUCACCCGUUCAAGAUCAAGGACAAGUCUGACGAGUACACGGUCACUCACUACGUUCAUUACAAGAGGCCAGACAAGGACUCGUAUGUACCACAGAUCUGCUACAAGUAAGAAGUGGGACAACUGUGGAUCACAUUUUUUUUUUAUUCCCGACAAGAUACAUUUUACUUUUUGUUAUAUUUUAUUGUUUUUUUUUUAAGUCUCGUGGCCCUGUACAAAACCUGCUCUUUGUAAUUUAGUAGCAAGACGACUAUUUCAGCCUGCCAACGGUCAGGGUGGAACGCAGAAAUCAUUUGCCACUCCUGGGAGAGCGAGUGAGACGGAUGCCACAAAUUAUAUCCCGCGCAACAUAGACGGAAAAAGUUUGUGGCCGCGCGGUUGCCACGGUAAAAAAGUUAAACUCGUAAGCAGAAACGUUGCGAAUAACAAAUCCCGUUUGGGGGGUUUUAACUCCUCAUCUUUGUCAAAUCAACCACCCUUGGAUCAAUGAAGUGAGUAGCACCACUGUGUAGGAUAUACACAGCGGUGCUCGUUAUAUAAAGAGACUGAAGCCCGAGGAAUGUGGAAUUUCGACCUGUGCAUCUGGGCUGGCAGUGCCCACGAGCGGUUGCCCAUCGCUUCCGCUCGUUUUGAGUUCCGCGGUGGUGGCGGCGGGUGGGAGGCACUUGGAAUGAUAUUUCGUUUAAUCGACGGGCGCGUGGAAGCCCCGCUGUUGUAAGGGUUGUCCGCACCUUAGCCCAUCGUCCUGACUGACUUGCCAAACGGGUAGACGCAGCCUGAAGCGCGCUCGCGCGGAGUUGUGUUUACAGACCCCCCCCCCCCCUUUUUAUCAAUACAGUCCCAGACGAAUACCCACCCCCCCUCCCCACGUGUCGCGUCGGUCAUGGGGCUCACCAGUCGGGAUCCGUCCGCAUGGGGGGUUGUUGGCCGUGGCCGAGAAUCAAGUUUGGUGUCGCCGGGGUUCAUAACGCGGCGUGCUGCCAACCGUUCCAUCGUCCCCUCCCGCCGCCUAAACACGAGUCAGGUGCCCUUUUUGCUUUGGCUACGAAGCGGCGAUUGGUUCGCAGCGGCGUGACGGUCAAAAUCCGCUCCUUGUAAAUAAAACCGAGAGAGAGGCGCUACAGUGGUUCACCUUUCUGGACCAAGAGUUCACUUUUGAGUAAAAAAAAAAAUAGUCGCCUGGCAUGCGCAAAUUUCCAUUGCUCUCACAUGGCUGGAUCCCACAAUUGGACUGUCACGUGGUUGUGUGUGGCUCUCGUGCCGGCUCCUACAACGCACUGCAUGUCGCGCUGGGGAGUGGCGGUGCCACUGCAGAUCGUGGCUUUAAAACCUUUUUUUUUGCCACGAGCAAACUUCCGGCCUGGUAGCGGGGGGGGGGAAGGGGCUGCGUUCGAUGCGUCGCCCCAGGCUUGCUUUGCAAAUUCGCAGCCAUGGUCAGGUUUUGCCUUCCUCUAAAUGUUGACCGAGAUGGGCGCGCGCGCGACAAUUUGAUCAGUGUCCCCGGAAAGGCCUCGUAACCACCCCCACGUAGUUCCCGUUUUGUUUCUGAAGACAACCAUGCUAGCUAGCGUCAUUUGAAUGUUUACAGUCGAUUUUUUUGGUAGUUUUAUUGUAACGUCUCUCCCACAGAAUGGCUGCUCAAUAAAUGUAUUUAAUCUUUUCUCCACUUAACAGAAGCCCACUCCUGCUUUGUUAACUCUGAGAUCGUGUGGAUUAUAAGGUUUUACAGAACGCCCCUGUCAAUGGUCAAUGCCUCGUCGAUAACCAUUUGCGGCAGAUUGUGUUGAGAAGAGCCCGGCCGUUGAAGGGAAUGUGGCAUUGUUGCAGAUUAUUUACUUAAUCGUUCAUUUUUGUACUUGAUUUAAAAGGUGAAGGCCCGAGUGGAACGGCAUUGUUAUCGUUUGGCAAGUGGAUCGGGAGCUUUGAGUAUCUGUUCUCCUAAACCUUAUUGAAGGACCCACGAUCAGUCCCAUGAAUUUGUUCACAAGGGUCCUCGUCCAGGUCCUCUGCUCAGUCUCAAAUGAGUCUCUCGUUUUGGCCGUUUUACUAUUUUUUAAAUCUUCGAAUAAACUUGACGCUGGGCAACAAUCAGUUAUGCUUAAUUGUGCCUCUAGUCUCCAAGUCUCUCUUGCUUAACUCUUGUCAUCUCACGAGUCCUCAUCUCUUCAUCUCUCUUGCGCUGCACAUCCCUUAGGAAUACUUCUCGCUUGUCUCCAGGCCUCCCUUGGCGCUAGAAGCUCCUUCACUAAAUCUGUAUCUCUGUGGCUUUGCGAGCCUUAUCCCGUUAAAAGGCUGCCUCUGAGAGCCUUCCAGCCUGUGUGGUACCACUGUACCAGUAUUAGAAUCCUCUACCUGGAGUGUGCGAAACGAUACCGGGGCGUAGAGAGUGAUUGGGGAAUCACGAAGAUAUAUAAUAGUGAGGUGGUGAGGUGUCAAUAUGAACUCCGCUACGCUUGGCGAGGCCCAAUUUUAAGAGGCUCCAACGUGUCCCAGUGGAUAUAAUCUGCCGUGACUGGCGAUUUUAAUUUUUCAAGUCCAUGUCAUUUUUGCUUCAACACCCGACGGCAAAUCUGCCACAAUCCGCCACCCCAACAGGGGCCAUGAUAUUAAUACUGAAACACAAAAAGAUGAAAAUUCUGCACAACCAGGGAAAAAAAACUACGUAUGGUAUAGUUGAAUUAAAGAUUAUUGAUUAACGGGGGAGUGAGUGAGCUGAUGCUCAGUCCAUCUUGAGCGGUUGGAGGCUGUGGCAGGAGCUCGCAUCUGGGUACCAGCAAACACUUUGUCCUGGUGCUCUCUAAUUAAACCAAACAUCUGGUUCUUGAACGGAAAUGAUAGCAGAGCUAAGGUAAUAACUCGAACGGCGUUGAGAAAAUGUAUAGUGAGAAGUAAAAUUGAAAUAAAAAGUUAUUUGAAAAAAAGAAA